UAUUGGUGUGUAUACACACACACACACAUGCAUAGCUCUGGAAUGAAGAACAAGAAUUCGAAUUGAACUCGAAUACGGUUUUAUACGGUUUAAAAAAACAAACUGUGAUUUCAGUUUAUAUUCGGGCAAACGGGUUGUGAUUCGGGUCAGUAGAUAUCAACGCAAGUCUUGUUCGGGUUAACCCACCAUCCUCCUGAUCAGUCCUCCCUUUGAUCUCAGUUCCAUUGGGGUGCAAAAUACGGAGAGAAUCGCUAACCCUAGGAACGCCAAAAGCUGUUGAACGAGGAUUGAUUAUUCUUGAUUUUGGGAGUGGUACUGGGGAGGGGAGGCAGGUCUUUUAAGCAGGCCUCCUUGAAAGAUAUGCUGCAAAGAGGAUUGAGAAUUCUUGAGUUUGAACAUGGAGCUAGGGAGACAGGUUUUUUCAGUAGACCUCCUAGAAAGAGACGCAGCAAAGGGGCGUGGGGUAAUUACAUGCAUGGCUGCUGGCAAUGAUGUCAUUGUGUUAGGGACCAGUAAAGGAUCGGUUAUUAGACAUGAUUUUGGAGUUGGAGAUUCUUAUGAUAUUGAUCUUUCUGUGGGCCGGCCUGGGGAACAAUCCAUCCACAGAGUUUUUGUUGAUCCAGGAGGGAGCCAUUGUAUCGCCACCGUUAUUGGCAAUGGAGGUGCUGAUACUUUCUAUACACAUGCAAAGUGGAGCAGGCCCCGUAUGUUAAACAAAUUGAAAGGUCUUGUUGUAAAUGCUGUUGCUUGGAAUAGGCAACAGAUAACAGAAGCUUCUACAAGGGAAGUGAUCCUUGGUACAGACAAUGGCCAGCUUCACGAAAUUGCAGUAGAUGAGAAGGAUAAAAAGGAGAAGUAUAUAAAAUUUUUAUUUGAAUUAAUCGAACUUCCUGAAGCUUUCACGGGUCUGCAGAUGGAAACAGCUAGCGUAAGCAACGGCACUAGAUACUAUGUGAUGGCUGUCACUCCUACACGACUAUAUUCAUUCACCGGAAUUGGGUCGCUGGAUACUGUUUUUGCUAGUUAUUUAGAUCGUGCGGUGCAUUUUAUGGAACUUCCAGGUGAAAUACCAAACAGUGAACUGCAUUUUUUUAUAAAGCAAAGAAGGGCUGUACACUUUGCCUGGCUUUCUGGAGCAGGGAUCUAUCAUGGUGGCUUGAAUUUUGGAGCACUCCAUAGUUCACCUGAUGGGGAUGAAAAUUUUGUGGAGAACAAGGCUCUUUUGAACUAUUCAAAAUUGUGUGAAGGUGCUGAAGCAGUUAAACCUAGUUCUCUGGCUGUGUCUGAGUUCCAUUUUCUCCUUCUUAUUGGGAAUAAGGUUAAGGUUGUGAAUAGAAUAAGCGAGCAAAUUAUAGAGGAACUUCAAUUUGAUCAAACACCAGAGCCAGCUUCAAAGGGCAUUAUUGGAUUAUGCAGUGAUGCCUCUGCAGGAUUGUUCUACACAUAUGACCAGAACUCUAUAUUUCAGGUGUCUGUGAAUGAUGAAGGCCGAGAUAUGUGGAAGGUGUACCUGGAUUUGGGGGAUUAUGCUGCAGCUUUGGUAAAUUGUCGUGAUCAAUUCCAGAGAGACCAAGUAUAUCUAGUGCAGGCUGAAGCUGCUUUUUCUGACAAGGAUUUCUUCAGAGCUGCAUCUUUUUAUGCAAAGAUUAAUUAUAUAUUAUCAUUUGAAGAGAUCACUUUGAAGUUUAUUAGUCUAAGCGAGCAGGAUGCUUUGAGAACCUUCUUAUUGCGGAAGCUUGAUAAUCUUGCAAAGGAUGAUAGGUGCCAAAUAACAAUGAUUUCCACUUGGGCAACUGAAUUGUACCUGGACAAGAUCAACCGACUACUUCUAGAAGAUGACACUGUGUCAGAGAAUCAUAGUUCAGAGUACCAUGCGAUCAUUAAAGAGUUUCGUGCCUUUCUUAGUGACUGCAAGGAUGUGUUGGAUGAGGCAACAACAAUGAAACUAUUAGAGAGCUAUGGUAGAGUUGAUGAAUUGGUAUAUUUUGCUAGCCUAAAGGAGCAAUAUGAGAUUGUUAUUCAUCAUUAUAUUCAGCAAGGAGAAGCAAAGAAAGCAUUAGAAGUGCUUCAGAAACCUGCUGUUCCUCUUGACCUUCAGUACAAGUUUGCACCGGACCUCAUUAUGCUUGAUGCGUAUGAAACUGUUGAAUCGUGGAUGACCACAAAAAACCUGAAUCCAAGGAAGCUGAUUCCAGCAAUGAUGCGUUAUUCGAGUGAACCCCAUGCGAAGAAUGAAACCCAUGAAGUAAUAAAAUAUUUGGAAUUUUGUGUUCACCGUUUGUUGAAUGAAGAUCCUGGUGUUCACAACUUGUUGCUCUCCUUGUACGCGAAGCAGGAGGAUGAUAGUGCUCUGCUGCGAUUCCUACAAUGUAAGUUUGGUAAAGGCCGACCAAAUGGCCCUGAAUUCUUCUAUGAUCCCAAAUAUGCCUUGCGCCUUUGCCUCAAGGAAAAGCGGAUGCGUGCCUGUGUUCAUAUAUACAGCAUGAUGUCUAUGCAUGAAGAAGCAGUUGCCCUUGCUCUACAGGUUGACCCUGAGCUCGCUAUGGCUGAAGCUGACAAGGUUGAAGAUGAUGAAGACUUGAGAAAAAAGCUUUGGUUAAUGGUUGCCAAGCAUGUUGUUGAACAGGAAAAGGGAACCAAACGGGAGAACAUCCGAAAGGCUAUAGCAUUUCUCAAGGAAACUGAUGGGCUCUUAAAGAUUGAGGAUAUUUUACCAUUCUUCCCAGACUUUGCCCUGAUUGAUGAUUUCAAAGAGGCAAUUUGCUCAUCGUUAGAGGAUUACAACAAGCAAAUUGAACAGCUGAAACAGGAGAUGAAUGAUGCAACGCAUGGUGCAGACAACAUUAGGAAUGAUAUCAAUGCACUUGCUCAAAGAUAUGCUAUCAUUAAACGUGACGAGGAUUGUGGGGUUUGUCGGCGGAAAAUCUUAACGACAGGAGGGGAAUAUCGGAUGGCUAGGAGUUAUACGUCAAUGGGAUCAAUGGCCCCUUUCUAUGUUUUUCCAUGUGAACAUGCCUUCCAUGCACCAUGCCUCAUUGCCCAUGUGACUAGGUGUACCAGCCAAUCUCAAGCGGAAUAUAUACUGGAUCUGCAGAAGCAACUUACUUUACUGGGUGGUGAACCAAAGAAGGAAGUCAAUGGUAGUUUAACUGAGGAGGAGGCAAUAACAAGCUUGACCACAGUGGAUAAGAUCCGAUCACAGUUAGAUGACGCCAUAGCGAGUGAAUGCCCUUUUUGCGGUGACUUGAUGAUCCGUGAGAUCUCCUUGCCUUUUAUCCUCCCAGAGGAAGCACAUCAGUUUACUUCAUGGGAAAUAAAGCCGCAAAACCUUGGAAGCCAGAAGACCCUUUCUUUAACACUAUGAUCGCACGUAAACUGCUUCUCAUCUCCCUUGUGCAUGUUUGUUCUAAAGGAUCUGUUUUGUUGCUAUUUUAACUUUCUUUUCUUUCCUUUCUUUCAGUAUUACUGGUCUUCCAUAAUUCCCUCUUCCUCCUACAUAAUGUUGUACACUUGGAAGGUUGGACGUUGCUGUGUGUGUGUAAUGAAAGAAAUCCAGAGAGUUGGCUUGUAACUAGUGAUUUUAGUCUUUACGGUUCAUUUUCUUACUGAAUUUUUUUUUUUUUUUUUUUCCUAAGAUAGGUCAGUUUGUAAAGGUUGAGCAUUUCUAGUUACUAGGUUAUUAUAAUCUAUAUUUUUUUCUUCAGUAUAUAUGAUCAGUCAUUUUUAUUUU
This is a messenger RNA of Cornus florida, 3730 nucleotides long. RefSeq names its product vacuolar sorting protein 18. Bases 398 to 3364 code for a protein of 988 amino acids. Gene Ontology annotation, biological process: vacuole organization; organelle fusion; intracellular protein transport. Lineage: Eukaryota; Viridiplantae; Streptophyta; Magnoliopsida; Cornales; Cornaceae. The transcript has 25 exons. Gene Ontology annotation, molecular function: protein-macromolecule adaptor activity. The record is from RefSeq and is a predicted model, not a curated record. Gene Ontology annotation, cellular component: endosome; HOPS complex.